GGGCAGGAGGAGACAGGCACAAGCCAGGACCUGCGCCGGAGCCGCCUUCCCCCACUUCAGCCCCACCUGGAGGCCUGGCGUGGAAGGGGGUGGGAAGGAGGGGAGAGGCGUCCCAGUGGGCCCAUGCCAGGGCCACUACCCAGUGCUGGUCCCUUGCCACGUCCACACGCCCCUCUCAGCUGGCAGUGUUUUCCUUCCGGAGCGGCUGUGGUGCCUGGGCCUGACCUGUUUUGCCAGCUGAGGUUUCCAGCCAGGUUUGGGAGGUGGGGAGCCCUGUGGCCAGAAGAGCGGCUCAGAAGCUCCUUCAAGCAAGAGGACGGGCCUGAUGGAAGCUACAUAUGCCCAGCUGGGGCACAACCCCAGCUGAUGCCCCAGAGAGGCCACCCAUCUCAGGAGAGGCUUUGGGCCCUGCCCUGUCUUCCCAUGGCCCAUGGGCCAGGACCUGAAGCUGAGGAAUUGCUGGACCUCAGCUUCCUGACAGAGGAGGAGCAGGAGGCCAUCGCUGAUGUCCUCAAACGAGAUGCCCACCUGCGCCAGCUGGAAGAAGGGCGGGUCAGCAAGCUCCGAGCCUCUCUGGCAGACCCCUGGCGGCUGAAGAUCCUGACAGGGGACUGGUUCCAAGAAGCACGCUCCCAGCGGCACCACCAUGCCCACUUUGGGUCUGACCUUGUCAGGGCCUCUAUCCGAAGGAAGAAGAGCCCCAGGGCCCCAGGGGACCAGGCUCUGGGAGGUAAUGGUGACGCAGAGGCCGCUGCAAAAGACACCGAUGAAGAUGAGCCGGUGUCCAGGGUCUCCGGAGAGGUGGCUCCUCCAGAGAGGCACAGUGAGACCCAAGGACCUGAUUUUCCCUCACCAUAUGUACCCUCAAAGGCUUCAAGUCAUGAGGAGCUGCCCCAGGCCCAGGAAGCCCCUGGCCAAGGGGGUAUGCAGGCGGCAGAGGCGGACCCAGAGCUGGAGCCUGAGCCAAGGGCGGAGCAGGAGUCACAGCCAUUGCCAGCCCAGAUCAAGAUGACCCCCCAGAUCCUGGAAAAUGGGGAAGAGGCCCCGGGACUCGGCCCCUCGCCCGACCGCAUGCUCAGCAGCGGCUCCUCUGUGUCCAGCCUCAAUUCCUCCACGCUGAGCGGCAGCCUGGUGAGCCUGUCCGGGGAGGCGGAGGCGGGCUCCGUGCAGGUCCGAGGCUCCCUGCACUUCUCGCUGCGCUACGAGCCUGACAGCGCCGAGCUUCGGGUGCAAGUGAUCCAGUGCCGAGGCCUGGCCGCCGCCCGGCGACGCCGCUCCGACCCCUACGUGAAAAGCUACCUCCUCCCCGAUAAGCAGAACAAGCGCAAGACGUCGGUGAAGAAGCGGAACCUGAACCCCAUCUUCAACGAGACCCUGCGGCACUCCGUCCAGCAGGCUGAUCUCCCGGGCCGCGUGCUGAGCCUGUCGGUGUGGCACCGCGAAAGUCUGGGUCGCAACAUCUUUCUGGGAGAGGUCGAAGUGCCCCUAGACACGUGGAACUGGGACUCCGAGGCCACCUGGCUCCCCCUGCAGCCCCGGGUUCCCCUCUCUCCAGACGAGCUUCCCAGCCGGGGACUGCUCUCUCUGUCCCUCAAGUACGUCCCUGCCGGCUCAGAGGGAGGAGGGCAGCCUCUGAGCGGGGAGCUACACUUCUGGAUAAAGGAAGCCCAGGGCCUCGUGCCACUGAAGCCAGGGACCCUGGACACCUACGUGCAAUGCUCGGUGCUGCCUGAUGACAGUCGGGCCAGCCGGCAACGUACAAGAGUGGUUCGGAGAAGCCUCAGCCCCCUGUUCAACCACACCAUGGUUUAUGACGGCUUUGGGCCUGCCGACCUACGCCAAGCCUGUGCUGAGCUCACGCUGUGGGACCACGGAGCCCUGGCGAGUCGCCAGCUGGGGGGCACACGCCUUAGCCUUGGUACCGGUGAGUGGGGGUGGGGGGCUGAGGAGAGCCAAGCUUGGAGGCAGGGUCUCAGUGGGUGACCUUGGACACUCCAUUACCCUUCCUUAAGCUCUGUCGGGCACAGUGCAUAAUCUGGGAGCAGAAAGGUUUUCUUGGGACCUGAGGUGUUCAAGGUGACAGGACCCUCUACUCUGGCCCACCCA
This is a messenger RNA of Psammomys obesus (fat sand rat), 2106 nucleotides long. It is a transcript of the gene Sytl1, whose product is annotated as synaptotagmin like 1. Gene Ontology annotation, cellular component: exocytic vesicle; plasma membrane. Bases 124 to 1983 code for a protein of 619 amino acids. NCBI's taxonomy places the organism in Eukaryota, Metazoa, Chordata, Mammalia, Rodentia, Muridae. The record is from RefSeq and is a predicted model, not a curated record. Gene Ontology annotation, molecular function: neurexin family protein binding; small GTPase binding. The transcript has 14 exons. Gene Ontology annotation, biological process: exocytosis; intracellular protein transport.